Molecule: messenger RNA, 390 nt
Organism: Cooperia oncophora
Lineage: Eukaryota; Metazoa; Nematoda; Chromadorea; Rhabditida; Trichostrongylidae
Source: the annotation of a GenBank genome assembly
AUGUUUUCACCAGCACUGGGUUGUCUUUCAGAGAACGAGCCGAUAUCCUGGCAUGCAGCCGAUCUGGCUGCUGGGAAAUAUCGAAUAAAGCUGAACGCGGCCACAAUGCUCGGUCAAGGAAAGAACAUUGUUCAGGCUGAAAUAGACUCUGCCUGUGAGUUGAUAGACUUCUUCCGGUUCAACUCCAAAUUCGCCUUGGACUUGGACAAAUAUGAUCCAAUAAGUACUAACAUCAGUACCAAUAAACUGGUCUACCGAGGUUUAGAGGGUAAUGUUGUUCUAUGGAAACCUUCUCGUACAGCGGUCCUCAGCAAUUAUGUCGUAUAUGAGGUGUUGGAGGAAGCCGGUAAGUUCAUUACGACCAGUGGUACUGCUCAUUACCUGCAGUGA